GAUUCCGUUGCGAGUGCGAGUUUAGUUAUUUCCGUGUAGCAGACUUCAAAAAUAUUAUCUUCUUGUUAUAUAUAAAUUAGAAAUUAUAAUAUAAUGGAUUCAGAAAUCGUAAAAGGUAAACCUCUUACAAAAGAAGAGUCAAAGUUUUUGCUUGACCUAAUAGAAGGUAGUAAAAUAAUUACCACCAAAACCACUAACGCCACCAACAACAAACUUAAAACUGAAGAGUGGAUUCGUUUGGCAGAGCGAUUCAAUGCCACAGCCACGAAUUUUCCAAGAACACCACAGCAGUUGCGUUUGAAGUGGGAAAAUUUAAAGAAGAACUCGCGCAAGCGCAGCACCAAAAUAAGGAUGAACCAAAUUAAGACUGGUGGUGGCCCUGCUGACUAUAUACCCCCAGAUGACAUAUUAGACCGGGUGACCAGUCUAUUAGGAAGUACAGUCAGUGGGUUUACUGUACCGUUUGGGGGUGACAAGGAAAUAGCUUGGUUUAAUGUUGGUGGUGGUGGUGAUGGUGAUGGUGAAGGUGGAACAAGUGAUAGUGAAAACUUAGGAAAUGUGAUGGUGCAGACACCACAAAUUUUACAGACUUUUACAGACUUAAAUGAAACCACAAUCUCAACACCAUUAUGUAAUGAAAAAGGUAUUGAGAAUGUGGUUGCUGAUUACCAAGUAUUAGAGGUGGUUGACCAAAAUUUGAUCACUCCGAAUAAAACCAAGAGGCUUACAUUUAGUACACCUAGAGCAGGUAAUGGUUGUUUUUACGAUUUUGGAUUUAUGAAUGAUAAAUGCUUAUUUUGAUUAGCCCUCACGUUUUGCCCUUCCUCACUCUCUACAUUUAUGUGAUAAAAUAUUUAUUAAUUGAACCUUGUUGAAGAUUAUUUAUGUAAGGCUUAUUUAAUUGCAUCUGAGCAAGUCACAGGGAAAUUAGACUAUGUCAGGCAUAAUCACUUGCGGAAGAUCUUUUAUUUAUGAGAUAAAUGAUUUAUGUUAAUAGGUAUGAUCUCAUCAAAGUAUCUUAACCACCUUACUGAUUUGGGCAUAAUUGCUUAUUUUUCACACUGGUCUCCUAGCUGAGAUGACAGGAUUUUAUGAACACUGACGUCUUUGAUAAAGUUAAAUUAUAAACACAGCCCCAUUAUACAUCUAUGAUAUUAUUAUAUGCUAAAUUUUAUGAAAACAGAAAUGAGUGCACUUAUAUUGAUCUCAUAUUUGCUUCAUAUUCCAGUGAAAAAGAAAUUGAAGAAAGAUGAGAACAGGACUGCGAGGAACUUAGCCAUAGCAGAAUAUUAUUCAGCCAAAAAACAAUGCUUAGAUGCCACAUUAAAUAAUAUUAAUUUAGAAAAUGAUAACUUAAAAUUAAAAAAUUUGGAGCUUAAUUUGAAUAACGAAAAACUUAAGUUAGAAACUGAGAAAUUAAAAUUAGAAUUAGAGAGGUUAAGAAAGCAGCAAUAAUGUUUAGUAUAGUAUAAUAAUUAUAAUACUUAUUUAGUCUGUAGUUUAGUAGUAGUAAAUUUGAAUAUAUAAGUGUAAUUGUAUAAUAAAUUUAGGAAACUUGGCAUCUAAGUAGGUAUUGUUUCCUGGCUAUGUAUGGCCUUAUUAACCCAACCAUCAAAGAAUUGUUCUUUAUAUUUUAUAUUUGUUUUACAGAAGAGGGCCAUAAGAGCAAUCAAUGAUUUAAAACCUAUUCGCUUUGACAAAAAUUUAAGGAAAUUAAUAUAUUAACUUUGGCCUCUCAAUACAUUUAUGAAAAUGUAAUGUACAUUCACACGUACAUAUACAUGUAUAUGCUUUUAUAACAAAAUCCCAGAAAACAUACAAACUUUGAUUUGCUCAAAGUUCAAAAACUUUAAACUAUGUUUGUAUAAAAAGGGUUAUUAUAAGGAAUUUAUGGAUGAUAAUAACCCCUGAGGUGAUUGUGAGAAUCUAUUUUUUUUUUUUAAAAACGUUACCCCCACUCUAGGAUUUUCUCCUGUAUCGUGGAGGCAGUUUACAAACAUAUAUCGCACAGGGACAAACAUCCAGACCCGGAACAAUUAUUUGUAGGCCAUACAAAUACUUGUUCAGUGCGGGAUUCGAACCCGCGGCUCCAAGCGUUGCAACUCAUUGCUAUGCCACGGAGCCGUCGAAUGAUUGUUUUGUGUUGUUAAUUGUGUAACAUAUAUGAUUUUAAGCUGUUAUUUUUUUAACUCCCGCUGGGUUUCUUGCUGGUUCUUCUCAGGACAGAGGUUUUUUCCGAACCAGUGGUAAUUAAACAUUUCAGUAAGUAUUAUUUAUAAUCUACAUUUAAUAAAAAAGUUUCUAUUUCUACUGUCUAAAUGAUAUAGUGGUAAUGAAUAAUAUUUUAACAUUGAAUUUAAAUGAAAUUGCUUAAAAUAAAAAAUUUUAUCACCAUCAUAUGAUUGUUUAUUUUUAUACUAUUAUUUUGAAUAAACUAAUUUGACAGAU
Molecule: messenger RNA, 2448 nt
Organism: Parnassius mnemosyne (clouded apollo)
Lineage: Eukaryota; Metazoa; Arthropoda; Insecta; Lepidoptera; Papilionidae
Source: the annotation of a GenBank genome assembly